AUGGCUUGCAAUACUAGUCUGAAAGAGUUAUUACCCAUCUAUUUCCUGCGAAAGGAAAAUGAAGACAAUAAUAAUAGCCAUCUUGAAUUUCAGGUCGACGCACUACUAAAGAGCUUUUUGGAAGAUAUCCAUGUACAAGAAGAGCAAUUUGUACAAGCGUGCAGCUCACCAUUGGCACAAGCUAAUAUACCAAAGGAGAUGCUUCGACAAAUCUGGGCUGCUGAUAAUUACGAAAUAUUUAAGCAAAUAAUGGUACAAAAAAAUAUUGAAUUACAAGUUCAAGCACUGCGAUUAAUGCAACAACGUUUCGGACUUGGUCCACCUAUAGCUUCUGACAAUUUACCUGCAUCAACUACCGAAGCUGCUUCUAGUCCAUAUGAUCCUGAAGAAGAUGUUAAUGAGGAAGAAGUAUUACUACGCCAAGUAAUUCGUUUAUCAUUAGAUGAAUUUAGAAGAUCGGAAUCGGAAGACUACUCUACCGAAUUAGACGAUGCCAUUAAAUCAUCUAGGAAAGAAAGUGAAAGACUGCUUGAAGAAGCACGCCGAGAACAAGAAGAGUUAGAGAAAGCUUUAUUACUGUCAAUGAAAAAUUUUGUUAAUGAAGAUUCAUCAGACUCGAAUGCUUCCAAAAAAUUGCCUGGAUUGAAUACUUCGCCGGCUAAAGUUAAACCAAGCAGUAAAGCUAUUCCUCAAAUUGUUAAUACGGCUUCAGAUUUGAGCCCAAUCGACACUAAAUCUCUUCCAAAACUGCAAGUAGGAAAAGCAACUGAACCAGAUCGAAAUACGGAUGCCGGUGCACAAUGGUUAGCUAAUGCUAAAGCUGAAGCCCAAUCUAUGGAUAAAAAUAAGGACACCAUCGCCGGUAGCGAUGAUGGUGAUGACAUUGGUAAGCGUCGUGAUUAUUUCGCUCUUCAAAGAGAUCGAUUAGUCGCUAAAAAGAAAGCUGAAAGAGAGAAAAAAUUAGAUGAAUUUACUAAAGACAGUAAUGGAGGACAAGCGACACGACCUAAAUCAGCGCGGGUUGCACGCCAAGCUAUUUCUACUGGGAAAGUUACACAAAAUCAAGCAGCUAGCAAUUCGAGUGUCAACAAGGAUAAUAACUUAGCUAUGCGCGUUGCUCUAGCACAACGUUUGAAGAAAGAAGUCAUUGAUAAAUCUUCUACCCAAUAG
Messenger RNA from Trichoplax adhaerens, 1170 nucleotides. RefSeq lists its product as uncharacterized. Gene Ontology annotation, cellular component: ciliary base; axoneme. The record is from RefSeq and is a predicted model, not a curated record. Bases 1 to 1170 code for a protein of 389 amino acids. NCBI's taxonomy places the organism in Eukaryota, Metazoa, Placozoa, Uniplacotomia, Trichoplacea, Trichoplacidae. The transcript is spliced from 4 exons.